Prorocentrum cordatum is the source of this 337-nucleotide messenger RNA. The record is from the annotation of a GenBank genome assembly. Lineage: Eukaryota; Dinophyceae; Prorocentrales; Prorocentraceae.
CAGCAACACGUGGACUGACGAGCAGGUCCCGAGCCCGGUCGGCUUAGUGGGCGGCGGCUGCUCGAAGACCACCAUGCAGGUCAAUUCCCUGGCGCUGCACACCAACUUCCCCAUAGUGUCGGGAACGUCGACGUUUCCUGCGCUGAGCGACAGGGCGAAGUACCCGAACUUCUGGAGGACAAUCCAGCCAGAUAGCAGCUUCAUGGCAGCUUGGCUAGCGAUAUUAAGAAUGCUUGGCUUCUCCAAGAUGUCAACCGUGAUUGGGGAGACAAAGGUUUGGUCCUCCUACGUGGAGGUGCUACUGAAGGAAGCCGAGGAGCGGGGCGUCCAGCUGGAC